UUUUAUAAAAUAAUUAUAUACACCACUAUUUUGUACGUUCCUAAUGUUAGACAAACAUGGUACAAUAAAGCAAGUAGCGUCGUUCUUUUUGAUCUUUUCGAAUGAUAACUAGCCUUAAAUGUGGCAACAAUGUUCGUCUACCUGUAGGAAAGGUUUUCAAAUACAUCUACCUAAGCCUAUUUGUAGUUUUUUUCGUGUGUAUAUGUUUUGUGGUAGUCGUAUAGUGGUAAAAUGGCGAGAAUUAAUUUAAGUUAUUACUUUAUUUGUGUAUUUUUGUUAAUUUCCCUGAGGAUAUCAACGACAGCAUCUUCAAGUGAUUAUAAUUUCUACGAUUCAGGGUCUUCACACCACGUAUCAGAACAUUCGCUGACCAUAGAAUUAUUCGACGAUAAAAUUCCGCACAGUAAUCAAAAAAGGGAUUUGGACCAUAACAAUGCGCCCGCGACGGAUGCUAGAAAUAUUUCAACUACUACUCCUGUACCAAAAAAGAAAACAGGCAAAAUGGACAAAAAUCCUUACCCGCUGGACGUGACAAAAUCCGGUAUAAUGGCGGAUAAAUCAUCGAAGUCUCACGACGAUAAAGUGAACAUUGCAACGCCACUGGUGCACAAUAUGGAAAAUGCGAAUGAGAAAAACGAAACCGCUCCGUCCAUAAACCUGCCCAGGUUUCCGAGCGAUAUUGACACGCCUGAAGGUGGAAAGAAAUUUAAUGAAACGUUGAAGAACCAUAAUAUUACCAGCACAAAAACGAAUAACAUUUCUUUUUAUAGCAGUAAAGUUAGCAACGACCCGAAAUUAGGAAAAUCGUACUGGGUAGACAUGAAAAAUACGUCCGAUGUCAAAGUCAGCAAAUUGUUAUCGGAAUCGCACAGAAGAGCUGCGACUGUGAAGCUGUCUUUCGAGUUUCCCUUCUACGGCCACUUGAUCAAAAACGUGACGAUAGCGACAGGUGGUUUUCUGUAUACCGGCGAUUACGUCCACUCAUGGCUCGCCGCGACGCAAUAUAUAGCGCCUUUGAUGGCCAAUUUCGAUACGAGCAUAUCGAAUACGAGUUUUAUCAAGUAUUUGGACAACGGCACCUCGUUUACGGUCGAAUGGGAACGAGUUACUUUACAGGAUAAACCGGAGCACGAGUUCACGUUCCAAACGACGUUAUUCAAAAAUGGGGAUAUUGUGUUCGUGUACAAAGAAGUCCCUAUUUUCGUUGAAGACAUUGCCGAAAUUCACCAUCCCGUCAAAGUGGGGCUGUCGGAUGCUUACAUUAUGGAUCAAGAGGUGCUAUUUACGAGAAGGAAGACUAUUUUCGAAUACGACAGGGUAAACAUCAACAAAACUGAAAUCAGGAAUUGGACGUCGGUAUAUUUGGCGGCCUUACCCACGUGCAUGAGUAGUAACGACUGUGUAUCGUGCGUUACGAAGAAUAUCGGUUACCCUUGCAGCUGGUGCCCGACGGCGAACAAAUGUUCGCACGGCUUCGACCGACACCGUCAGGAAUGGCUGUCGAAAGACUGUCGCACCACCGCGUUCACGAACGUCACGUACUGUCAUUCGUACGUCAACAAAUACCCGGGCACGUCGUACAACAGCUCGACCGCUGACGAAGAAGACGGUUACAACGAGGCGGACGGCGGGCAGAGCAACGCUUUGUUGUCCAGAUUGCAGAGGCAGGACAAGGUGGGGACUUCGAGCAUCGUCGCGGUGCUGUUUUUGGUCGGUACGAUUUUCGGCAUGGUCGUGUGGUUGUUUUACGCGUACAGGAACCCGCACACGUUCAGCGGACAGAUUUUGAUCAGGUAUCGUCCAAGCCAAUGGAGCUGGAGACGAGGGGAGGCGCGAUACACAGCAGCCACCAUCCACAUGUGAUCAACUGGUGUUUUUUUGAAUGCAGAAAAGUACGUUGCAGCAGCGCAAACUGCGGAACUGACCAAACGUCGGAUCAAUCUCGAUGCUAGAUACCAAAAUAGUGCGUUUCUUCUAAGAGAAGCUAUGUUGCAUCUAGGUUCUUUGUACGUGUAGCACAUGGACGAUGGACGAUCGGUCUGGUAGCCAUCACAAAACUAAAAGUUCUACUCGCGGCGGGCUGACAACGAAAGACUGCGGUUUUUCGUUUAAAAAAUUGAAACUCGACGAUUUGAACAAGUGACAUAUUUUCGCGUUGCUUUCAGACUCCGUAAAUUAUUCCUAUAAUGAAUGAAUCCAAAUACAGUUUAUGUUCAAUAAUCAAUCUAGGAUUUAAUUUGGGUUAAAGAAUAUGUUUUUACAUCUCAAUAAAAAAAAAGUUGUCCAAAAUGGUAAAAUGUGUUGUUGUCAACCGUAUUUACUGGGUUUUUAGAGAAAUUCAACCGACGCUAUUUUAUUGUGAUGUUAGUCAAAAAUUCUAUCUUUGAAAUGGACUCUGUGUUCUUUGAUUCUUUUAACCAUGACUUGGUACUUGUAGUAGGAUCCAAGUCCUAUACUGAGCUGGGAAUUUCGUAUUGAACAAAGUAUCUGAAUUUUUUUUGUAUAAGAAAUAUUCUCGUGAUGUAGCUGCUGGACUAGGUAAGUGUCUGACCAUAAAUCACGAAAGAAAGACAAUCGACGUUUUUUAUACUUUAUCGCACAAUUUCAACCGAUGAACUACAUUUGCAGGUUGCUUUUUCCGAUCGCACAUUUUAACAUUUUAUCGCUUGUCCAAUUUCAUUGCAGUUUUUUUUUAUUUAGCAUGACUGCUACAAUUACAUUCUUUUAAAAAACUACAAGAAUUAGAUAACAUACAGAUAUUUAGAAAAACACAAUUUGCAUUUAUAUUCCUUUAAUUUUCAUUUAAAAUUCUUUAAAUUACAAGCAGACAGUUUGAGAAUGUUUGAAGGGAAAUUAAAAACAUACUUCAUGGAAAACCAGUGGAGUUUUGUUUAAAAAUAUGUAGACUUGAAGAUGUUGUGUAUAACGUUACAGCAGAAUAUCACGAAAUAACGAUAAGAAGUGUGAAUUUUAACGGCAAAUUCACGUAAAGUUUUCUACAACUUUUCUUCUCUGCCUUGGAGCAGACAUUUUCUAUUUGAUUGCGAUGCGUUUUAAAGCAUCGUGCAGAGAAAGGUUACAUUUACAUCAAUAUAAAGUAAGUGAUGAUGUUAAAAUAAUUGAUCAAAAAAGGUGCUAGUUAAGUUGAGGGUUGUGUUUUUUUAUCUGUUUCGGCUAUGAUUAGAAAUGAUUGAUCACUGAAAAGCGGUUCUUUCUUUUUGUGAUUUGUGCGUCUGACAAUCAGUUGUGGUAUUUCUGUGAUAAGUCGUAUAUAAUUAAGGUCUCCAAAUUUUUUUGUAUAAUCGCGAUGCCUUGAAAGUGCCUCCAUUAUCUACCACCGGUAACAUUUAAGCAAAGAGGUAUUUUUAUAAAUAAGAAUCAUACACGAAUAUUUACAAUACAUAUUUUAAAUAUAGACGAUGCAUGAGUGUUGUGUAUUGAAUUUGUUUCUUAACAAUGUUGCUUCUUUUUGCAUAAUUUUAACUUGACUUCCAUAUAAGAUUGUUUUAACUUGAUGAUUGUGUAUAUCCAGUGCUGGCAAAGUCGUUUUUCCUUUUAGAUUUGUGUGUGCGAGAGAGAGAGAAGCGUUUUUGAAAUAUUGUAUCAUAUAAACGUCAUUACCACGUUGCCAGGCAACGACAAUUAUAUGGCGCACUUUUUCUAAAACGUUCCUCUCACUUCUAUCUCUCUCGUGCACAUCGAAGUGAAAACCACUUUUGCCAGCAAAGUAUUGCUUACAAAAAAGUAGGUCUAUUAAUUCUUUAACUUGCAGUUACAUUUUAGCUGUACAUUUUUUAAUCAAAGUGACCACUUUUUAUGUAGUUUUACUGUUGAUACUUUUACGAAUCAAUUUAUUAUAUUUAUGUGAUUAUAUUUACCUUUACAAUAUCAACAGACUCUUUUUUAGCAUUGAGUCGUUAUCAUGUACAGAUUUUAAGAAAUUCCUUAAACUAACGCAUAAAAAUGGUGCAUAUAUUUUGGAAAAUCGUGCAAUAUUUUUAAUCCACAUUCCAAGUUUCCACAAAAUUACAGAAAAGGUAUUUAGUAAUUUAUUUGUUAGAAAUGUUACGGAUAUUCC
Molecule: messenger RNA, 4078 nt
Organism: Acanthoscelides obtectus
Lineage: Eukaryota; Metazoa; Arthropoda; Insecta; Coleoptera; Chrysomelidae
Source: the annotation of a GenBank genome assembly